CGCAAAUCUCUCUCAUCUUCCUCGUUUUUCUUGCUCUAAUCUUUUACCAUUCUCGGCCAUUAACAUGACUCUGCAACAGUUCCACAACAGCACUUCCUAUCACCAAGAAAACAAUAAUGGCUUCCACAAUCAAUAUAUCAUCUUUACAGCUUCCACCUUUCCGAAGGAGAUAUUUACAGAUACAGGUUCUCUCUUUGUUUCUCCAACCUCACAAGUUUCACAAAAGAUUUGCUAUUAUGGUGGUAGUCCUGUGAAGGAGGAUCACAGGGAUUCUGGUUCUGAAUUCAUUAAUGGGUUUGGAGAAAGCAAUACUGCAGUCUCCAUGCAGGGGAUGAAGAUGAGAGUUGAGCAUAUGAAUGGAGAGAAUCCUGAUGGGGGUUUGGUACAGUCCAAGGUUUGUGCUAGAGGGCAUUGGAAACCUGCAGAGGACUCUAAGCUCAAGGAACUUGUUGCUCUUUAUGGACCUCAAAACUGGAACCUUAUAGCAGAGAAAUUGCAAGGAAGAACAGGUAAGAGCUGUAGAUUGAGGUGGUUUAAUCAACUUGAUCCAAGAAUCAACAAGAAGGCGUUCAGUGAAGAGGAAGAAGAGAGGUUGUUAGCAGCUCAUAGAGCAUAUGGGAACAAAUGGGCCAUGAUUGCUAGGCUUUUCCCAGGGAGAACUGAUAAUGCUGUGAAGAAUCACUGGCAUGUGAUAAUGGCUCGGAAAUACAGGGAGCAGUUCAGCUACUAUAGAAGAAGAAAAGUGAGUCAGCUUGAUCUUAGAAAGAUGGAGGAUAGCAAUGGGAGGUCUGUAUGCAGAGAUGCAGCAGUCAGUAAUUCAGGACUCAUCUGUCACAAUUUCCAAAAUGCCUGCAACCUCAAAACCCUAUCUCAAAAUCCAUUUGGAGCCCCCUGUGGUUCAUGCAAAAAAAUGAUCUCAGGAGAAGAAGCAGUGAGCAGAAGCAAUCACCUGUUUCACGGGUCCAAAAGCACCAACUUUUUCCCUCCUGGCCAGGAAAAUUUCAAAAACAAGGCACCUUUGGAUUUGUUUUCUGGUUACAUGAGCCAGGAAAGUUUCAGGCAGAAAAGCAAGCACUUGGAUAUUCUAAAGGAUGGCACAACCCUCUCCGUUUCUACAUUUUCACAAUAUCCCUCAUUGGCAAUACAACAGACAGUUAGCCAUCAACUAUAUCGUUUCUCAGACUCCACAGGAUCUGCAUCUCAUGUCUCAGCCACUGAACCAUCAUCCUCACAAUCAAUUGCAAAAAACACAAGAGGUUCAAGAGACUUUGAGAAUGCGGUAGCACCACCAUUUAUAGAUUUUCUUGGAGUAGGAGCCUCAUGAGGAAACAUGGCGCCCUAAAAUAGGGAAAAAAUAAUUCUGAAAGGAGAAGCAAGAAAUGUUUGGGUGCAAGGAAUAUAGCUGGUUCACACAUCAGUGCAAGCAGAUAGAAAUUGCUGCUUUCUUUAGAUGGGUCAGAGUUCAGCUCACCGUCUUUCUCAU
Messenger RNA from Rubroshorea leprosula, 1483 nucleotides. Lineage: Eukaryota; Viridiplantae; Streptophyta; Magnoliopsida; Malvales; Dipterocarpaceae. The record is from the annotation of a GenBank genome assembly.